CCCGAGUGAAAUCAUGAGUGUGAGUGUGAGGACCUGGAGAGCCGUGAACACGUGCCUGCUGCUCACACUGCUCACGCUAUGGGCGGACGUGCUGGUGGUGAGGGCGGCCGUCAUACCCGUCUCGUCCCCCGAACCCAUGGAGGAAGCAUCGGCCCUGCAACUUCUGCCGGGGAAGAUCGGGCGAGCGAGUCUGCUGCGUGAGAUGGAACGACAGCUGAUGAUCCUACAGGCGGCGGAGGAGAACAUCGUAAGUGGCCUGCAGGAGCUGGAGGAGGAGAGGAGGGUUCUGUCUGGCCGGAAGAGGAGUCACUACAGCAGUAUGUGCAUGUUCAACGUCGUCGCCUGCUACCGGAAGCGGAAAUAAACACUUUGGUGUCCUCGACAGUAA
Aplysia californica (California sea hare) is the source of this 388-nucleotide messenger RNA. RefSeq lists its product as uncharacterized. The coding region runs from base 14 to 364 and encodes 116 amino acids. Lineage: Eukaryota; Metazoa; Mollusca; Gastropoda; Aplysiida; Aplysiidae. The record is from RefSeq and is a predicted model, not a curated record. The transcript is spliced from 2 exons.